Molecule: messenger RNA, 1677 nt
Organism: Tigriopus californicus
Lineage: Eukaryota; Metazoa; Arthropoda; Copepoda; Harpacticoida; Harpacticidae
Exons: 3
Coding region: 206-1606 (466 amino acids)
Source: RefSeq, a predicted model, not a curated record
UACUUCUCUUGAAACCAUUGAGGCCGGCCCGCUAAGCCGUUUUCACCUGUAACUCGAAAUGCUGGAUGGGCCUACAAGGAGAAACUUUUCGGUAAUCACUGUUCAACCACCGAAAUUCAUCACAAGUUUACCAGAAAGUUGUAUUUCUGAAGUUCAAUGCACACGAUAGCUGCGUUGCGGACAUGGAUGGUUGAGGAGUGAAAAAAUGAGGAGCCAAACUAUGAUGUUUUAUCGCAAUAAGUAUCAGAAGGUCCUGGGCAUCGGCUCAUUUCUUAUGUUCGUGAUGUGUGUCUACCAUGCGAGUUUUGACAAUAACGAGCAAAUUGUUUUCGUUGAAAGUGUGCCCGAAAGAAGACCUCAACCAUCUAGAAACCAAUCAAAGUCGUUGUUGAUCUCAUCAAAAGAGGUCAAUGAAAGUAAACAGCCAUUUCCCAGUCCUUCAACAGCCAGGAUUCCUAGCAAUAGCAACAUUCCAGAAGAUCCACUCGCACCGCUGAUUCGCCAAUCAACUUCCCUUCUUGACAACCUUGUUCAAACCAACGCUGGCGAUAGUUUGAAACAAAAUUACUUUGAGCUCAAAUCCAUGUUGGCCCUCUGGAAUCCUGAGGCCUCUCAAUGGGCCACCAAGUGGAGCAAGCGCUACCGACAAAUGUUGGACCAACUCCUGGGACCGUGGACUUUGCCACGUGCCAACGAUGAGACUUUGACACGGAUCACGUCAGUGGUCGAGCAAUGCAAGUGUUCCAGGACAAUUUGGGCCAGGAGUAACCAGGAAGACCAACAUAGAGAGGGAUCAACGUGCAGCCAGCAUGCCUUUGACCGAGGUCCAUUUCAAAAAGUCGUGGGAUUUACUUUCUACGGCAACCCAAAGUCCAAGCUCGGGAAAAGUCGGAAAUACUUUCGUGGGAUUGAAGAGAACCUCCACGAUCUACCUCAUUUCUAUCCCAAUUGGACAUUGAGGCUCUAUUAUGACUUAGAGGCUAACCACACACUAAUGGCUGAUCUUUGUGCUUUGGCCUGUUCCAAUGAACACAUUGAUCUUUGCUAUGUUCGGAACUUACCUUCUGACGGUGACAUUGCUAAGGUGUUUGCCAUGAACUGGAGAUUUUAUCCCAUCAAGGACCCUCAAGUGCAAUCUUACGUAUCUCGCGAUUUGGACUCGCGCUUCAGCGAGCGGGAAAAGGCGGCCAUUGUUGAGUGGGAACAAUCUAGUCAUGCCUUCCAUUUUAUGCGAGAUCAUCCAUCUCAUUCGAUCGAGGUUCUCGGCAGUGGUUGGGGGGUUCGCUUGGGACCCAUGGAACGAGUCAUGAUGACCGAAGCCUUUCGGCAAGCUCAAAGGGACCCAAUUUUUUGGGCCAGUAGAAAAGCCUACGGUCCCGAUCAAGGUUUUCUCAAAAGGUAUUUGUGGCCUUGGGGCAAAUGGAAUGCGAUUACGCACGACAGUUACACUUGCCUGCAAUUUCCGCGGACCUCGCCAUUUCCAACGCAACGCCAAAUGAGGCCCAAUAACUAUAUUGCAUCGGUCCAUGAAAGCCAUGACAUUUUGCGCAUAGAAUGCCCGUCGAAAUGCCGGCCGCAGGCUCAUCCGGAUUGGAAAUAUUGUUGAAGGGACGCGUACGGACAAGGGUCCAAAUUUGUGUCGAAAGAAAUACAUUCAGAUUCAUUCUCGUCAUCAAA